This is a messenger RNA of Rhinichthys klamathensis goyatoka, 3412 nucleotides long. It is a transcript of the gene slc17a8, whose product is annotated as solute carrier family 17 member 8. NCBI's taxonomy places the organism in Eukaryota, Metazoa, Chordata, Actinopteri, Cypriniformes, Leuciscidae. Gene Ontology annotation, biological process: synaptic transmission, glutamatergic; regulation of synapse structure or activity; neurotransmitter loading into synaptic vesicle. Bases 887 to 2659 code for a protein of 590 amino acids. Gene Ontology annotation, molecular function: L-glutamate transmembrane transporter activity; neurotransmitter transmembrane transporter activity. The record is from RefSeq and is a predicted model, not a curated record. The transcript has 12 exons. Gene Ontology annotation, cellular component: synaptic vesicle membrane; excitatory synapse.
AACAGAGCCUGGGAGUCUAGAGCAACACCAUGCAGACUACCAAUGAAUUUUUUAGACCCCAAUAUCUGAAUUUUUAAAGCACACUGCAUUUUUGAUGAUUAUUGCAUAAAAGAGGCUUUCACAGGAAAAAGGUGCAGUGUUUCACUCACAAAAGCAAUAGAAUUGUGAAUGUGAGAUUUGAACAUCAGCUACAGUGCAAUGGCACUCACAGUUUGAACCUUUAUGUCAGUGUUUGGUUGUUGACGUUGAUACGUUUGACCCACGAACCCCUGGAACGGUUUCUCGGGAUAAGGGUUAGACUGGGACUGUAGGACGCAGUGUCUUGUUACACCCGCUCAUAUCAUACAACCUCGAGCCUGCGAUCCUUGACUUCGCUAUCAAUAAUUGAUGAAUUCUGCUAGUCACUCUUUUUGGCCUGCUGUUGUAUAGCCAAGAAGACCAAAAGGGGAGGGGUUGGAGAAGAGGCAGGUGUUCGGCAUCUUCUGUCACUGUCUGUGAGGGGACCGAGGAGAACGUUGGAGUUUCCAUUAUUGAUGUAUGUCAGCAUAACUUUCACAAUGCUGAUACACUGAACCGAAGACACCUGGAUUCGUCCCGUUUCUCUCCUUGUGCCUUGUUUCUGGAUGUUCUGUGGCCAAACCGCAUGAAUGAUUGUACCCAGACCGUCAAAAAGCAAAGUCCCUCCUCUUCUUUCUCUCUGUGUGUCUUCUUGUCGUCCCUGGCUCGGCAUCUCUCCUCCUCCCCUACAGCACACCUAGAGCACCUUAGUCCAGCUCAGGAGAGGAUGCGCACCAGAGCCUAGUGGAUAUCCUGCUCGUUUUUUUCUGCAAGAGCAGAAGAGUGAGAAGACAAGUGUUUGAGGGACAGAAGCGCAAGGGAAGGAGAGAUGCCACUGGGGGGGUUUGCGGGUCUAAAGGAGAAGCUCAACCCGGGGAAGGAGGAGUUGAAGAACAAUGUGGGCGACUCUCUGGGGAACCUGCAGAAGAAGAUCGAUGGCACUAAUGUGGAUGAAGAGGACAACAUUGAGCUGACAGAAGAUGGCCGGCCAGUGGCAGCCCCUAAUCGUAGCCCACCCCUUUUGGAUUGUGGCUGCUUUGGCCUUCCCAAGCGUUACAUCAUCGCCAUGCUCAGCGGACUUGGCUUUUGCAUCUCGUUUGGCAUCCGCUGCAACCUCGGUGUGGCCAUUGUAGAAAUGGUUAACAACAACACUGUCUACAUCAACGGGACUCCCGUCAUGCAGCCAGCUCAGUUUAAUUGGGAUCCAGAGACAGUGGGGUUGAUACAUGGCUCUUUUUUCUGGGGCUACAUUGUCACUCAAAUCCCUGGAGGAUUCAUCUCCAAUAAGCUAGCAGCUAACAGGGUGUUCGGAGCAGCCAUUUUCUUGACGUCAUUGCUAAACAUGUUUAUUCCGUCAGCUGCCAGGGCUCACUACGGCUGUGUCUUGUUUGUGCGAAUCUUACAAGGUCUGGUGGAGGGUGUCACAUAUCCAGCCUGCCAUGGGAUGUGGAGCAAAUGGGCUCCUCCGUUGGAGAGAAGUCGUCUGGCUACUACCUCGUUCUGUGGAUCUUAUGCAGGAGCUGUGAUAGCCAUGCCACUGGCUGGAAUAUUAGUGCAGUAUGUGGGCUGGCCCUCUGUCUUCUAUAUAUAUGGUGUGUUUGGCAUUAUAUGGUAUAUCUUCUGGCUCCUGCUGGCUUAUAAUAGUCCAGCGAUACAUCCCACCAUCAGUGAAGAAGAAAGAACAUAUAUAGAGGCCUCUAUUGGGGAAGGAGCCAAUUUAAUGAGUUCUACUGAGAAAUUUAAAACUCCUUGGCGUAAAUUUUUUACAUCUAUGCCUGUCUACGCCAUCAUUGUGGCAAACUUCUGCCGCAGCUGGACCUUCUACCUCCUGCUUAUUAGUCAGCCAGCGUACUUUGAAGAGGUCUUUGGGUUCCCCAUCAGCAAAGUGGGCAUUUUGUCAGCAGUGCCACACAUGGUGAUGACGAUCAUUGUGCCCAUAGGAGGUCAGCUGGCUGACUUCCUGAGGAGUCGGAAAAUCCUCUCUACUACAAACGUGCGAAAAAUCAUGAACUGUGGAGGUUUUGGCAUGGAGGCCACGUUGCUGCUGGUGGUCGGGUUCUCACACACACGUGCAGUGGCCAUCUCAUUCCUCAUCCUGGCAGUGGGCUUCAGUGGAUUUGCGAUAUCAGGAUUCAAUGUAAACCAUCUGGACAUAGCUCCUCGCUAUGCCAGUAUUCUUAUGGGUAUCUCUAAUGGAGUAGGCACCCUGUCUGGCAUGGUUUGCCCCCUCAUCGUCGGAGCACUUACUAAACACAAGACUCGCCUGGAGUGGCAGCACGUGUUUAUGAUCGCGUCCAUGGUGCAUUACACUGGCGUGAUCUUCUAUGCCAUCUUUGCAUCUGGUGAGAAGCAGGACUGGGCUGAUCCUGAGAGCACUAGUGAUGAGAAAUGCGGCAUCAUCGGGGAAGAUGAGCUGGCUGAUGAGACCGAACCCAGCAGCGACAGUGUCCUGGCGACCAAGCAGAAGACCUACGGAACAACAGAGAACUCUGCAGGCCGCAGGCAAGGCUGGAAGAAGAAGAAAGGCGUGACCAUGCAAGCUGACGAAGAAGAUCACGGAUCAAACCAUUAUGAAAAUGGGGAAUAUCAGAACCAGCAAUGACAUUUUGGUUAUCGAACGCCCAAGACUGAAUGGUGAGGUGUAGGAGUAUUAUUUAAGUAACUGCAGAAAUAACCCCAACCAGGGGCUACAGCAUUUCACUUGACGUUCGACACAACAGUAGAUUUGAGUUGUGAAGAAAUAUUUUGGAUGGCUUCCUUAAUUAUUUCACCCUGCUGUAGAACCUGAAGGAAGAGUCACAUGACACCGAUCUGAGUAUAGUUUGACAUGAUGGAGAUUUGUAGCCGUGAAGAAAGUUUCAACUGGAGUCUACACUAUCAUUCUAAAGUUUUUCUUUUUUUGAAAGAAAUUAAUAUUUAUCCAGCAAGGAUGCAUCAAAUCGAUCAAAAGUGACAGUGAAGACAUUUAUAAUGUUACAGAAGAUUUCGGUUUUCAUAUAAAUGCUGUUCUUUUUUUCAUUGAAGAAUCCUGAAAAACGUAUUACGUUUCCACAAGGAAUGAAGGAUCAUGUUUUAAGAAUGAUUUCUGAAGGAUUAGAAUGAUUAAAAUGAAAAUAUAAGGAUCAUGUGACACUGAAGACUUGAGUGAUGGCUGCUUUGAAUGAAUACAUUACAUUUUAAAAUAUAUUAAAACAGAAAACAGAUAUUUAAAAUGUAGUCUAUAUAUAGUGGUCCCAAAAGGUGGAUAUUAAAGUGACACUUAAAAAUGUCUGAAUGCCUUUGCAUUAGAUAAUAAAUAUCAAAACGUGGCAUCUGCUAUCAAAUAACUCUAGACCUUUUCUCAAAACGGAUUUCA